Racocetra persica is the source of this 753-nucleotide messenger RNA. The record is from the annotation of a GenBank genome assembly. Lineage: Eukaryota; Fungi; Glomeromycota; Glomeromycetes; Diversisporales; Gigasporaceae.
GCAGAGGUAAGAGACGAAUUCUCGGGUUUACAGCUCAUCUCUGAUUCAUCUACAGUAAAUUUCAAUGAUACUAACUUAAUUUCAGAUAUUUCUAUAUCUCCAGAGCAAAAUCAUGUAAACGAAAAAGAAAAAUAUCAAGAAAUUUCCGUCACGAGCUUACGUGACGAUCGACAAAACGAAAAAUAUCAAGAAAUUUCCGUCACGAGCUUACGUGACGAUCGGCAAAAUGAAACUAAGGAACCUGAUGAAAUUGAACCCAUUAAAAGUCAGUAUAUAGAACAAGGAUUAAUAAAAGAAUUGCUUAGUAGCAACCCUAUUAUAUCGUCAGUUAUAAUUCCAGAAUAUCGAACAUUUCAAAUUACAACACAAAGCUUAGUCGGUUUAUUUCAUUAUGCGUUAUGUUCUAGACAUGAAGAAAUCUUAGCAUGGUAUAAUUACUCUGAUAAUUUUGAAAAUCGAGUUAUCGAAAUUUGCCGUGAAUUAAGAGUUACAGAUAAAAUUGCUAAAACUCAAUUAUACAAGGAAAUGUUAGAGCACCUACCUGGUAUUACAUCAGGAAACUUGCGUAUGAAAACUUUAAGAGCUAAAAAAAUUCGUAUGCUAUUUGGGGAGAACGGAGUUGGAAUAGAUAAAAUCAAACAAGUUACCUACAGUAUAUAUGCUAUCUCUACUCUUACUAAUAGCCAAAUUCAAAACGUUAUCAAAGAAUGUAACUUCAGCAAAACCUUUAUCAGAAACCAGCAUGAAUCAUGA